Molecule: messenger RNA, 5355 nt
Organism: Lemur catta (Ring-tailed lemur)
Lineage: Eukaryota; Metazoa; Chordata; Mammalia; Primates; Lemuridae
Gene: MGAT5
Product: alpha-1,6-mannosylglycoprotein 6-beta-N-acetylglucosaminyltransferase
Exons: 17
Coding region: 503-2728 (741 amino acids)
Biological process (GO): protein N-linked glycosylation
Cellular component (GO): Golgi apparatus
Molecular function (GO): alpha-1,6-mannosylglycoprotein 6-beta-N-acetylglucosaminyltransferase activity
Source: RefSeq, a predicted model, not a curated record
CGAGCCCAGAAGCAGAGAGAAGUUGGGGAGGUCGGGCAGGGGAGGCUAGGAAGAAAUUGCAGACUGAUUCCCGCCCUGAUCGACUGAGCCCCCAAAGGAGCGCCUCCGCUGCGUCGGGGCUGAGUGUGGACGAGCCGCGCGCGGCCCGCCAGGGCUGGGAGUUUGCAGACCGUCCCUGCCGCGGCCCGUUCGGCGGCGGCCCUGCGGCUCCCGCGGCGGCGGCGGCGGCCCCAGGCGCGAUCCAGCCCAGGUAGCCGCGCCGCAGGCUCGGGGCACCGCGACCCCCGCGCCCGCCGCGCCUCGGGCCCCGCGGGCACGGCGGCCGGCGGUCGCUUCUGGCUGCUGCUGCUGCCCAACAAGGAGAAUGGAAGCGAGGGAAGGACGCUGGCUGACCCAGGAGCCGGAGUGAGGCCCGCGGACUCGCCCAUGCAGCCUGCGUCAUGAGGUCGUGUCUGCCUUCUACGCGUUGAGAGCCCGGGGCAGGUGAAGUUGCCGGAGAGCGAUGGCUCUGUUUACUCCGUGGAAGUUGUCCUCUCAGAAGCUGGGCUUUUUCCUGGUGACUUUCGGCUUCAUUUGGGGUAUGAUGCUCCUGCAUUUUACCAUCCAGCAGCGAACGCAGCCCGAAAGCAGCUCCAUGCUGCGCGAGCAGAUCCUGGACCUCAGCAAAAGGUACAUCAAGGCUCUGGCGGAAGAAAACAGGAACGUGGUGGACGGACCCUACGCUGGCGUCAUGACAGCUUACGACCUGAAGAAAACCCUUGCUGUGUUACUGGAUAACAUUUUGCAGCGCAUUGGCAAGUUAGAGUCGAAGGUGGACAAUCUUGUUGUCAAUGGCACAGGGACAAACUCAACCAACUCCACCACAGCUGUUCCCAGCUUGGUAGCACUUGAGAAGGUUAAUGUAGCAGAUAUCAUUAACGGAGCUCAAGAAAAAUGUGUAUUGCCUCCUAUGGAUGGCUACCCCCACUGCGAGGGGAAAAUCAAGUGGAUGAAAGACAUGUGGCGUUCAGAUCCCUGCUACGCAGACUACGGAGUGGAUGGGUCCACCUGCUCUUUUUUUAUUUACCUCAGUGAGGUUGAAAAUUGGUGUCCUCAUUUACCUUGGAGAGCAAAAAAUCCCUACGAAGAAGCUGAUCAUAACUCAUUGGCGGAAAUUCGUACGGAUUUUAAUAUUCUCUACAGCAUGAUGAAAAAGCAUGAAGAAUUCCGGUGGAUGAGGCUGCGGAUCCGGCGAAUGGCUGACGCGUGGAUCCAGGCAAUCAAGUCCCUGGCAGAGAAGCAGAAUCUUGAAAAGAGAAAGCGGAAGAAAGUCCUCGUUCACCUGGGACUCCUGACCAAGGAAUCUGGAUUCAAGAUUGCAGAGACAGCUUUCAGUGGUGGCCCGCUUGGUGAAUUAGUUCAGUGGAGUGAUUUAAUUACAUCUCUGUACUUACUGGGCCAUGACAUUAGGAUUUCAGCUUCACUGGCUGAGCUCAAGGAAAUCAUGAAGAAGGUUGUAGGAAACCGAUCUGGCUGCCCAACUGUAGGAGACAGAAUCGUUGAGCUCAUUUAUAUUGAUAUUGUAGGACUCGCUCAAUUCAAGAAAACUCUUGGACCAUCGUGGGUUCAUUACCAGUGCAUGCUCCGAGUCCUCGAUUCGUUCGGCACGGAACCAGAGUUUAAUCAUGCUAAUUAUGCCCAGUCUAAAGGCCACAAGACCCCAUGGGGAAAAUGGAAUCUGAAUCCUCAGCAGUUUUAUACCAUGUUCCCGCACACCCCAGACAACAGCUUCCUGGGGUUCGUGGUCGAGCAGCACCUGAACUCGAGCGACAUCCACCACAUCAAUGAAAUCAAAAGGCAGAACCAGUCCCUGGUGUAUGGCAAAGUGGAUAACUUCUGGAAGAAUAAGAAGAUCUACUUGGACAUCAUUCACACGUACAUGGAAGUGCAUGCGACUGUUUACGGCUCCAGCACGAAGAAUAUCCCCAGUUAUGUAAAAAACCACGGCAUCCUCAGUGGACGGGACCUACAGUUUCUUCUCCGAGAAACCAAGUUGUUUGUCGGACUUGGGUUCCCUUACGAGGGCCCGGCUCCCCUGGAGGCUAUUGCAAACGGCUGUGCUUUCCUGAAUCCCAAGUUCAACCCACCCAAAAGCAGCAAAAACACAGACUUUUUCAUCGGCAAGCCAACUCUGAGAGAGCUGACAUCCCAGCAUCCUUACGCUGAAGUUUUCAUUGGCCGGCCACAUGUUUGGACUGUUGACCUCAACAAUCAAGAGGAAGUAGAGCAUGCAGUGAAAGCAAUUUUAAAUCAGAAGAUUGAGCCGUACAUGCCAUAUGAAUUUACAUGUGAGGGGAUGCUACAGAGAAUCAAUGCUUUCAUUGAAAAACAGGACUUCUGCCAUGGGCAAGUGAUGUGGCCGCCCCUCAGCGCCCUGCAGGUGAAGCUCGCGGAGCCCGGGCAGUCCUGCAAGCAGGUGUGCCAGGAAAGCCAGCUCAUCUGUGAGCCUUCUUUCUUCCAGCACCUCAACAAGGACAAGGAUAUGCUGAAGUACAAGGUGAUCUGCCAAAGCUCAGAGAUGGCCAAGGACAUCCUGGUGCCCUCCUUCGACCCCAGGAACAAGCACUGUGUGUUUCAAGGCGACCUCCUGCUCUUCAGCUGUGCGGGUGCCCACCACAGACACCAGAGGAUCUGCCCCUGCAGGGACUUCAUCAAAGGCCAGGUGGCUCUCUGUAAAGACUGCCUAUAGCGGCCACCUGCUCAGCCCCACGCCAUGCUGCUGGGACGGACAAGGGCUCCAGCCCCAUGGGGCAGGGCCAGGGGCAGAAUUCAUUCAGGGACUCUGGCCAGAGCCUGAUCUUUUUGGUGGGAGUUUUCAUUUUGGUGUUGCUCUUGCUGUGGUCAGAGCAGCCCAGUGGAGUCUUCACCAAACACAAGGAGAGCAGGUACCAGGCCGGGAGUCUGGCUUCUCCCGGGCAUGGUGCCAUUUCUGUUUCUUGAGGAGCAACUGUGGGGAGACUCUUGGGUGCAGCUGCUCCAGGGUAAAAAGAGAGUCUCAAGAGUCAUUUAAAACAAAGCAAGAGGAGAGGAAUUGAGCUGAUUGGAAAGAACUUUGAAUGGGAACAUUCCUAAACCCAUUAACUUAUUUAUUUGGGAGGGAGGGAGGGGAACGAGGGAGGGAGAAGAGGGCUUAAUCACACCUUUCUUCUUUUAUUUCCACUGUUAAUCAUCCACCUUCGCUAUACUGUUAUUCUGUCUGCUCCGGGUGGGGUGCAGGGGUUGGCAGGGUGUACCAUGGGGCUGGUGGCAUGCUCAAGGACAGCUGUGGGGACCUGGCUGCUCAAAGCAGGUGGCAGUAGAGCAAAAGAAAAUCUUGCUUUGGAAACACAGCCAAACUCUGCAGGGCAUUGUUGCAGACGGCAGCUAGAGGGUAGGCACCCCCGGGCACAGGGGGAUGUGCCUGUGUUGUCCAGAGAGCCCAGCCAGGGACAAAAGAUGGGGUGGACCCCUUUCUUCCAUGUCCCCACCCCCGGACACAUGCCUUGGCCCUAAUUUCUGGUUAGAAUCCCUUUAGGAAAGAAAUGCGGGGUUGGAGGAUUGAGGAAUUUUGCUACUUUCUGGUAAAUUCUCCCUCUCUCCUUGUGCCACUGUGAGCAAAGAAGCAGAGAUGAGGGGCUCACAAAGCUGCUCUUGGACUUGGAAGGUCCCAAAGAUGGUUGGGUUGUAUUUGAACUGAGAUUUGGACAGGGUGAAGUUGGUCCUUAAGAACUGGUGGCAUGACUGGAGAUGGGCCCCUGACCGUGGCCUUGUUUAUGUCCCCUCUGAUAUCACCAAAGUCCAGGGAAUAGGCCUCUUGGAGAAGGAGAUGUUCCCUGGGGGCUCAGGGCAGCUCGGCGUGAACAAGGGGUGGUGGCUGUCCUGGCUGCUUACCUGUGGGUGCUUCUUGCAAGGGCUGGGAGUCUGGUGCUGGCUCUUCCUUUAGGUGGGAUUGUUCUAACAGGGAGGAGCCACUCAGCAGUUGACCUUGUCACACACAUUGGACCCCACCUUCCAACCUGGAGCCCCCAUGCUCUGCCUCCUUGCUGGGCCUGGACAGAGCCUCUCUCUGCCCGGACCCAGCAGUGAGAAGGGCAGAAAUCCAAAGGAAACCUUGCUGGGUAGAGUGAGUUCCUGCCCCCUGAAGCAUUGCUUCCUUCCACGCUCUGUGUGUGAGUUCGUGGGUUUCCUGUGAAACCCCUGACACCUCCAGGCCAGGGGGAGAGAUUCCUCUCCUACCUCUUGCAGGUUGUCCCGGAGAGGAGCUGUCAGCAUCAUCCAGCCCUUGCAGGGCGCCUUGGCUGCUUGGUUCUGUGCUCCAUGCCUACGCCCUGCGGUUCCCAGCGCCCUGCCUGCUGUCGGGCCGGGCGCACAGCAAGGUGCAGCCUCCACCGGGCAGAGCACACGCCCACGGCCAAUGGCUGGGUGGGCGUUUGGGGAGUGAGGGAAAGGAAGAAUUCUGCGUCUUGGGGAUGGGGAGGGGGGGGACGUGGAGCCUUUAAGUCUGGGAAGUUAGGUUCAUGCUCCUCCUCGGUUUAUACCCCGGUGCAUGGAUAGCCCCAAACGUAUAGCCAGCCUUUGUCCUUGGGCCCCCGGAUCCCUGCUGAGUGUGUCUGAACUGCACCUCUAGUCCAAAAGAACGCAGAGGGGCUGGGGCGGAGCACCCGGAGUCUCUUCCAUCAUCACAGGGGCCCCUGGAGACCUGGCUAAGCAUAGCCUCUGCCCCUGCCCAGCAACGAGAGGGCAGACAUCCAAAGGACAGAGUGCGAGAGAGAGAAUGCGUGUGUGUGUGUGUGUGUGUGUGUAUGUCAUUCUUUUAAGCUUUGCGAGGGCAGUUUCCUUCAGUAGGAGGGCAGACAGCUGGCAUCCUGGCUGUGAGGAAGAGCUUUUCCCUGGCAUGGGCCUCUUGGCUGCACCCUAGGGUGUGGGAAUCGGCUGGAGUGCCCAGACCUGCCAUUCCUGGUCCGGCGCCGCCCUCUGCUGGGCUCUGCCGGGGUCUCCGAGCGCUGAGGCUGUCAGUGCGGGCGUUCUGCCGGCAGGGGGCGCGCGCGGGCCGGCACUGCCUGCCCCGCUGCAACAGGUGCGCGUGCUCCGGGGAGGGGGGAGGGCUGUUACACUGCACCACAGCUGAGGAAGCGGGAAGGAAAUCUAAGUGGUCCCUGCCUGGUGUCCCAGAAGCUGCAGGGAUCAUUUGCUGUCUGUCCCUGAGCUCAGGGCCUCUCCACCUUUCUGUUCCUCUUUUCCAAGGCGGGUGGGACGGCUGCUUUGGAGGCAGAGAAGUCCACACUGCAGUCAUUAAGGGCAUUAUUGAUGGAGCCAGUAACCCCUAAACCUGUCCUG